This is a messenger RNA of Megachile rotundata (alfalfa leafcutting bee), 1155 nucleotides long. RefSeq names its product phospholipase B1, membrane-associated-like. Lineage: Eukaryota; Metazoa; Arthropoda; Insecta; Hymenoptera; Megachilidae. Gene Ontology annotation, biological process: phospholipid metabolic process. The record is from RefSeq and is a predicted model, not a curated record. Gene Ontology annotation, molecular function: glycerophospholipase activity.
AUGAUUUAUGUUUCCAUCGGCCUUUGUUGGUAUUUGUGUAAUCUUAUAUUUUCAUGCACGCAGGAAUUUAACCCGAAUUUAUUAGGCUAUUCACGUGGAGAUUCCUUAAUUUAUCAUUCGAAUUCGCACUUCAACGUCGCUGAAACUGGUGCAAUGGCUAGAGACAUGCCUUUCAUGGCCAGAUAUCUGAUUGACAGAAUGAAACAGGAUUCAAGAGUAAAUAUUAAAGAACAUUGGAAGCUGAUCUCGAUACUUAUUGGACACAACGAUUUCUGUAUUGACGUAUGUGUUGCGCCAUCACCAUCGUCCAUUUUGAAAACUUAUAGAAGAGAUCUAAUCAAUACCUUGAGAAUAUUACGGGAUAACUUACCAAGAACUUUCGUCGUAGUUACUAUGAUGUUUUCUUUCAGUAGAUACGUUGAUGCUAUGAAAACUCAACGAAUAUUGAGGUGUUAUAUUAUGGUACGACUUUCUUGUCCCUGUAUGUUUGGUUUACAAUACCAAGACCGGAUUUCAGAAUAUCACGACAUGAUAAAAAGAUGGGCGGAAAUGGAGGAAGAUAUCGUUAACUACCAAGAAUUUAAUACGAAAGAUUUCACUGUUAUAUCUUCACCUGUACUUCAAAACUAUGCACCGCCACUUACAGAAGAUGGACAGCUAGACAUGACAAAUUUCUCCUACGACUGCUUCCACCCUGUUCAGAAAACUAAUGCACGAUAUGCUAAUGCUCUAUGGAACAGUUUGUUGGAGCCAGUUGGGAACAAAUCAAGAGGCCUUCGUCAAGAGUACGAAAAAUUUUUGUGUCCUACUCCAGAAAAGCUAUUUCUAAUGACGCGAGAAAAUUCACAAGAGGGAUAGAAUCAAUGAUACAUGUACUUCUCUGUCUGACAAUGAGAGCAACAUAUGAAACGGAACCAAAAAUGCGAUUUCGAAACGUGAAGUAGAUGUUUGCUAACACGUUUAUUUCCCAAAACACUGUAGUAAUAAAGCCGUAUAAUAUUUAUUUCCAUAAUUUAAUAGAAAUUAUGUCGAUAAAAAAUUUAAGGAGUGUUUAAGAAAUAGUUUCUCUAUGCUUUUAAGGCAUAGAAUGUUUCAAAACGAAAUCAAAUGAGACACGACUAAUUCUGCAUUCAUGUACAAUUUCUAAGAAAUGCG